AUUGGAAAUUGGACUGCGCGUUAACAUAUUCAACCUUAGAAACAAAACUAGCCCUACACGCCCACAGCGUCACUGGUUAUAAAUAGCGAGCUGUAAUUGUGUCGUUAAUUAUCUAACCUAGCCGAGUUUAGUCGGAAUGUCUAAAGUUAAGGUUGGAAUUAUUGGGGGUUCUGGAUUCGAUGACCCUAAUCUAUUCAAAAAAGUAGGAGUGCGACAAGUAACUACUCCGUUUGGAAAGCCGUCAGACACUCUUGUCGAAGGUUUUGUUGGAGAUGUUGCAUGUGUUGUACUUCCCAGACAUGGUAAAGGACACUUAAUUCCACCCAGCGAAGUCAACUAUCGCGCCAACGUUUGGGCCUUGAAAGAUCUCGGGUGUACUCAUAUAUUAGCUACCAACGCUUGUGGUAGUCUGCAGGAGGACUUGGUACCUGGAGAUUUCGUUGUUCUUAAUCAGUUUAUGGAUAAAACUUGGGGCCGUGAAAAUACGUUUUAUGGAAGCAAACCUGAUUCAUUGAAAGGAGUCUUACAUAUGCCGAUGGCAGAACCAUUUUGUGAAAGAACACGUCAGAUAUUAAUCCAAGCAGCCAGAAAUAAAUCAAUAAAUGUUUAUGACAAAAAAACUAUGGAUAAAUCAGCCUGUAUUCAUCCAUGUGUACAUGCUGAAGGUUCUGCAGUAACUAUUAAUGGCCCACGUUUUUCAACCCGUUGCGAAUCAUUUAUUCAUAAAGCAAUGGGAUUGGACAUAGUUAACAUGACAUUAGUUCCUGAAGUUUCAUUGGCUCGUGAAGCUGGUUUAAGUUAUGCUUCUAUAGCAAUUGUUACAGAUUUUGAUUGUUGGAAAUCAGAAGAGGAACAUGUCUGUGUUGAUAUGGUUUUGGAACAGUUUCGUAAAAGUGUUGUUCAUGUUAGAGAAAUUCUAUUAGAAGCUGUGGCAUUGAUUGGCGCCGAAGACUGGACAAAAACUAUUGAAGCAAAUAAGGCGCUAGUGAUGAGCUCACGUCAAGACUUACUUCAUCAAGGAAGUAAUGACAAAUAAACAUGAAGUGAAUUGGAAUUUAUUGAAGUUUAAUUGACUAUUUUACAAAUAAAGAAUUCGAAGAAUGUUCUUAUUUAACUGACAUUAAUUAUAAAAUUGAAUACUUUUCAUGACAAGUAUUUUAUAUUUUUAAUUUGUUGUUGUGUUAACUUCCGCUAAAAUUUGUAUAUGAAAAUAAAGCUUAAAACAAUAAA
Molecule: messenger RNA, 1230 nt
Organism: Schistosoma rodhaini
Lineage: Eukaryota; Metazoa; Platyhelminthes; Trematoda; Strigeidida; Schistosomatidae
Source: the annotation of a GenBank genome assembly